Messenger RNA from Carcharodon carcharias (great white shark), 2355 nucleotides. Its product is annotated as platelet-activating factor receptor-like. The record is from RefSeq and is a predicted model, not a curated record. Gene Ontology annotation, molecular function: platelet activating factor receptor activity. Gene Ontology annotation, biological process: positive regulation of Rho protein signal transduction; phospholipase C-activating G protein-coupled receptor signaling pathway; chemotaxis. The transcript is spliced from 3 exons. Bases 271 to 1344 code for a protein of 357 amino acids. Gene Ontology annotation, cellular component: membrane. NCBI's taxonomy places the organism in Eukaryota, Metazoa, Chordata, Chondrichthyes, Lamniformes, Lamnidae.
AGGGGUGUGCCUGAGCAGCAACUGUCAAGAGAACUGGACAUUUUCAAUCCUUUAUUAGUUUAUUCAGUGUAUGUGAACAAACAACUCCACUGGCUACUAGUGUGUAAAAUGCACUAGGAAUAUGUCACUGCAAGGAUUCCCUCCAGAUUGUUUCUUCAGCAGUUUCUGAAUUCACAGAUGACUGGUUGCUUUGCUUGGUGACUCAGGGGUACCACUGACUGUAUACUGUAGAGCAAUCUAGAGAACCCUCUGAAAGAAGCUACAAACAAAAUGGGGUCACAAUUGUGGAUCAUGACUGAGGAGCCCCCAAAUUUGGGAGGGAUAAUGAUGAACUCCAGUGAGAACUACAGCUCGAUAGGCCCAUCAGCCAUGGCCUGUGACACCUGGGAACCUGUUCAGAACUUCAUUCUACCACUUGUCUACUUGCUGGUCCUGGUUGUUGGACUCUUUGGGAACUGCAUUGCACUACUGACAUUUCUACGGAAUGACAGGAAGGUUAAAAAAGCAAUCCGCGUGUAUCUGAUUAACCUGUCUCUGGCCGACAUCCUGUUUAUUCUCACUCUACCAUUUUGGGUGGUUUACUAUUUUAAAGGGGGAGACUGGAUCUUUUCAGAAGUCAUCUGCCGACUAGCUGGGGCAUUCUACUACAUGGCGACAUAUAGUGCCAUCACGUUUAUGAUCCUCAUUAGCAUUAACAGAUACUGCACAGUCCGAAUGAGAAGGCAGAACAUUCCUUUCAAUAAGCCGAUAGGAUCCAUUUACACCUGUGUGGCUGUUUGGAUAUUUUGGUUUGCAUGCUCCGUUCCUGCAUUGAUGCAGCAACAGUCUUUCAAGAAAGGGCUUACCAUCACAAAAUGUUUUGAAGAAUACUCUGACAGAACAGUUUAUGUAUAUGCAUCUUUCACGUUCUUCCUCAUAUCCUUACUGAUUGUUUUACUCAGCUAUGUUUCGAUAAUGAAAGCUCUUUCAUCUCAAGGUAAAGCUUCUCAAGGUGCCCAUCGAAGGCUAGCUAAAUCAAUGGUGCUGGGCAUGCUUGUAGUGUUUUUGGUCUGCGUUUUGCCCUAUCAUGUUUUCCUAAUCCCCUGGGAGUUAAGCAAAGCUAACUCCAAAGGGGUGCCACACUGUGGCCCUCCCAAGGCCAUGGACAUUGUACACCAAUUAAACAUAGCUUUGUUGAGCUUGAACAGCUGCAUUGAUCCGAUCAUCUAUUGCUUCUCCGUAAAGAGAUUUCGCAGAGAGUUGAAGAAAACAUUCAGAAAACUGAUGCGCUGCCUGUCAUUUCAGGUGCAUACAUUUGAGGCCUCAGAAACUCAUAUCAGGUCAACUUCACUCACUACCUCGUAGCCUUGAGACUGACAGGAAAUGGUGCCUAACCUUAAAUUUUAUGUCAGCACUCACCACUAUACAGCGCUUGACAUACUUUCAGCUGAGUUAAAAAAAUAAAUUCAGGCCAUCCUUGGGUGACUUUAUUCUCAGGUUUUACUGCUGCAAAGCAUCCCAUCAGGUUUCUUCAGUUGCAUCCUGCACCAAAUGAAGCUUGGCAUGACUCAAAAGACGCUUGUGUCUGCUGCAAAUUUUAAAUUCUCAGAGUGAAUUUUCAUCUUUGAAUUUAAAUGGAUGAAAAGUCAUAGGAUGGGGGAGUGCAGCCAAAUUCCCAACAAGCACCAUUGCCACGAGGAGGCCUGUGCCAGGAGCACCAAAGACUAAAAUUGAAUUGUAUUUUCUAAGCUGAUGACUUUAAAGCAGCAGUGCCUCCAUGAAAAGAUGCUCGAGAAAUGUUUUGGUGAAGGGAGAUUUGCUGGAAGAGUCUUACCAUUUUUAGUGUAAUGAGGCCAAAUGGAAAUAAGGCAAGACAAGCCGUGAUACAAUGUUACACCACUGAGCCAUGUAUUGGGAAGUGAGAUAUUUCCUCUGAACUUAAACCGACCUACAGCUAAUGUGGGAAUUCUUAUUUACUGAUCAUGUAUACCGAUAAGUGUUCCAUUCAUCACAAUGUUCAAAAGAAAAAUACAUCACACUGGUAUUUUUCCCCACUGGAAACAAUCCUGAUUAUUUUGCUUCUUUGAAAACUAGUUUUUGAUCUUAAUUUAAAUAUUCUUUUUGUAGAUGAAGUACUCCAUUUUUUUAUUGCUUACAUUUUUGUACUUUUAAAAAAUAUUUAUAAUUUUUUUGUACCCUUCAUUUAAGUCCUGACCUUGGCUUUGCCUAGUUAUAGCGCUGGAAGCAAUACACGCCAGAAUCUAGCCUUUCAUCAUGAUUGUUUUAACUGUAUUAAGUCUUAACAAUUAUGCGGGUAAUGUAUAUAAAUGGAUGCUGGCACACAAAGUGUAAAAAUAAAUCUGACAUUAUUUAUGG